CCCAUUUUCGCAUAGAAGGCUACCAGAAGCGCAGUUAUAAGAUUAGGCCUCGCCCGUUGGCUACCGCGAGCGGGGAGUUUCUCCGCACCAGCUUUCACCGCCUCUACCUUCACAAUAACACGCAAGCCAUAACGAUUAACUCACUCAGCAAAACAUGUCCUCAAACGAGGCAAGCCGGAAGCUCUCGAACGAGGAAUAUACAGUCGGUUGGAUCUGCGCUCUAACGACUGAAUAUGUUGCCGCACAGGUUUUCCUUGAUGAAAAGCAUGAGCGCCCUUCGUCCACAGCCAAGCACGAUAACAACGACUAUACUUUAGGCAGGAUUGGGCAACACAAUGUUGUCAUUGCAGUCUUACCGGGCGGAGAGUACGGCACAGCUUCUGCUGCCGGGGUCGCCCGCGAUAUGCUACAUAGCUUUAUCAACAUCAGAAUCGGCCUCAUGGUCGGCAUCGGUGGUGGCGCACCCAGCCCAGAGCAUGAUAUUCGAUUGGGUGACGUUGUGGUCAGUCAGCCUUACAAGGAGCUUGGUGGAGUAUAUCAAUACGACUUUGGCAAGGCGAUACAAGCCGAGCCCUUUGAAAGCACGAGGUUCUUGGCUCCGCCACCACAAGUUCUUCUCACAGCCAUUAGCGGACUGAGAGCAGAAUACGAGAUUGAUGGCCACAACAUUCAAGACGAUAUUGAUGCGAUAUUGGCAAUCAAGAGAAAGUUGAAGAUAAAAUAUAGCCGACCUAAUACUGAGACGGACUGCCUCUACAAAUCUCAUAUUGUACAUGCAAAGACCGAAGCAGCCUGCUUGACAAGCUGCAGUGGCAAUGGAGAGCACAUCGUUUCGCGACCUAUCCGCAGCGACGAUACAGAUGAUCCUACUAUUCACUAUGGUUUAAUUGCCUCGGCGAAUCAACUAAUGAAGGAUGCUAUACUUCGUGAUAAAUUGGCGCGAGAGAAGGGCAUUUUGUGUUUUGAGAUGGAGGCAGGUGGUUUGAUGAACCAUUUUCCUUGCUUGGUUAUUCGUGGUAUAUGUGACUACUCGGAUACACACAAGAACAAAGAAUGGCAGGGUUAUGCAGCCAUGACGGCAGCCGCUUAUACAAAAGACUUGCUGAAGCGAAUUACACCGAACAAGGUGGAAGAUACAAGGAAGCUUGGCGAUUUGUUACAAAACGGUGCGUGAUACGCAUCUAAUUAUGGAAUUCUCAAUAUUCCUUCUAUCUAAUACAAAUAAUCAUUAGUUCUCGUGUCGUCAAAUGAUAUCAAAUCGAUGGUCAAGGACUUGCAGGAAUCCGCUCAUAGCACCCGGAUCAUUGAGUGGCUAAAGUCGCCUGACCCGUCGACAAAUUUGAACGCAGCCCGGGAAUUGCACCAAGCUGGCACCGGCGAGUGGUUGCUGAACAACGAUGUAUAUAAGUCAUGGCAAGCUACCCAAGGGUCCUUUUUAUGGCUUCAUGGUAUUCCAGGGUGUGGUAAAACUAUACUCAGCUCGACCGUGAUCACCCACCUACAACAAAACGAACAUGCAUCCAAAGGUUUACUCUACUUUUUUUUCAGCUUUACUGAUAUAGAGAAACAGUCAUCCGAAAAUGCUGUCCGGUCCCUCAUCCACCAACUAUACCGCAAGAGAGAAGAAUCAAGAGCGAUAUUGGACUCGGUCUUUCGCGCAUGUGACAACGGCGGUCGACAAGCCUCUCAAGCGUCAUUACAAGAAGCCUUAUACUCCAUGAUAUUGCAAUGCGGAGAAGUAUGGAUUGUUCUUGACGCAUUAGACGAGUGUCCAGCAAGAAAUACGCCCAUUGCUCACGGCUUGCUGCCGUGGAUAAGAGAAAUGCAAACCUUGUUGCCCGCUAUCCAUCUCCUUGUUACUAGCCGGCCCGAACAAGAUAUCAGAAAGUCAAUAGAAACAUGGGCCGGCAUAAACAGAAGCAUCUCGCUUCAAUCUGAGCUAAUUGCAGAUGACAUAAAUGCAUUUAUUCACGCGCAAGUAGGGCGAUUCGACAGGUGGCAAAACCAUCGUCGUGUACAGCUGAAGAUUGAAAAUGAGCUUACCAAACGUGCUGAUGGCAUGUUUCGGUGGGUUGCCUGCCAAAUUGACAUCUUGAAGGAUUGCUUGAUGGCCUCUGAUGUAGAGGAAGCACUAAGGACUCUCCCCAAGUCUUUAGAUGAGACGUACGAACGUAUUCUUGAUCGGGUACGCCCUGAAUAUAAGCACCACGCAAUACGUCUAUUGCAAUUCUUAACUUACUCAGAACGGCCUCUCCGAUUAGAAGAGGCAGUUGACCUAGUCGCGGUACAGCCAACAAGUUGCCCUGCAUUCGAUUCUACCAAUCGAAUGCCGGUUCCCGAAGAAAUUGCUCUGUACUGCUCUACUUUGGUAGUUCUAGUAUACUCAACUGACCGUACUACGGUUGAGCUUCAGCUUGCUCAUUUUUCAAUCAAGGAAUAUCUGCAAUCCGAGAGACUAGACUUGAAGAUGGCAUCAUUCUUCGACAAGACGACCGCAGCUACUGAGAUAGUAUCGGUGUGUCUAUCUUAUUUAAUGACGGUAGAUCCAACAUUAUCAACCUCGGAAAUUGUGCAAGAAUACAGAUUUGCAAGAUUUGCGGCACAAUUUUGGUCCAAGUUUGAGCGUAUUAUCGAAGAGUCGACCAGUGCGGUGUUCAAUCUUACUAAAGCGUAUUAUGCUUGCCAGGCAAUAUUCAAUAUGGGUUACCGCAUCUAUCCACCAGAUAGCCCAUAUCAACAAGUCGACGGGGAUGAAGGAGAGCAAGGUGUUGUCAGUUCGCUGUACUACACAUCGCUGGUUGGACUACUUCAGUCUGUGCGCAUGUUAUUGAGCAACGGGGCAAAUGCAAAUUCACAAGGUGGUUAUUAUGGCCAUAGUCUGGGAGCUGCCUCAGAAAAUGGCCAUGAGGUUAUUAUAAAGACACUUCUCGACCAUGGCGCUGAUAUAGAUGCACUCGUGGGUAGACGCGGUAAUGCUCUCGCUGCUGCCUCAUCCAGAGGUGAUGAAGCUAUGGUACGAACCCUGCUCGACUACGGUGCUAAUGUCAAUGCGCAAGGUGGUAAAUAUGGAAACGCUCUUGGCGCCGCCUCAUACAAGGGUUCCGAAGCUGUUGUACGGAUGCUGCUUGACCGUGGCGCUCAGACAAAUGCACAUCUUGGUGGUGUCGACGGCAAUCCUUUAUAUGCUGCAAUAUCCAAUGGUUCAGGCACCGCUGUUAAGUCACUUCUUGCCGAUGUAAAUAGUAUGAGUGACAUACAUGGCAAUGCCCUCACUACUGCAUCAAUUCUUGGUCAUGGGACUAUUGCACAGAUACUUCUGGACCAUGGUGCGGACCCUAACGCCCCGGGCAGCAUGUACGGCAAUGCUCUUUCUGCUGCUUCAUCUAAUGGCCAUGAAGCUAUUGUGCAAAUGCUACUCGAUCAUGGCGCCGAAGUUAAUGGUUAUGCCAAUGCCCUCUAUGCUGCAUCGUCCAAUGGUCACAAAGCUAUUGUGCAGAUACUUCUCGAUCACGGGGCCGAUACGAAUGCUCAGAGUAGUAUAUAUGGUAGUGCUCUUUUAGCUGCAUCCCAUGUUGGUGAUGAAACCAUUGUGCAGAUUCUUCUCAGUCAUGGUGCUGAUGUGAAUGGAAGGGGCGGUAUAUUUAUUAGCGCCCUCUACACCGCUGCGGAAAAUGGUCACACAGCCAUUGUCGAUAUUCUUUUACAUGCCGGAGCUAACCUGACUCAUAUAAUAAGCUAUAUGAAUCUACUGUCUGAUGAUUUAAUCGAAGAAAGUACGACGGGAAUUAUAUCUGACGAUAGCUCGGAUGAAGAUUCAUCUGAAGCAUUGAUUGAAGUCUUAACGCUGCUGUUAUCCCGUGGGGCCGAUCCGAAUAAGCAAGACGAUUUUGGACGUACGCCUUUGUUCAUGGCUGCAGGUGUUACUGGAGAUUUAGACGUUCUCAAGAUGCUGCUUGAGCAUGGUGCAUUGAUUGACAUCCGAGAUUACUAUGAAUGCACACCACUCAUGGCGGCCGUCAGAAAUGGACAUGCUGAUGUUGUCCAGUUUCUUCUGACUAGGAAUGAUGCAGAUAUCAAUGCAGUAGAUGUUCUGGGGCGAUCUGUUUCAUGGUGGGCAGCAAGGACAGCGAAUGUCCAAAUUAUUCAGUCAUUACACCAGUGCAGGCUGCAGAUACCCGAGUUUACCACAAGUGGCAACGGAGAUGCUGUGUCUACUAUUGUGGAGAAGUGUCGGGAGCAAUGCGAUGUAUGUUUGAGAGGAAUUCCAAUGGAAGCAUUGUACGCCCAUUGCAACAUAUGCCAGAGUGGCUAUUUCAGCAUUUGUCGGGACUGCUCCAGCCACGGGCUUCACUGCCGUGACGGAUCUCAUCGUCUGGCUCUACAUGAUGGCUCGUCCAUAUGUACAACAGAGUCCAGUGAUGACUCUGAUAGCUAAGAAAUUCUUUAUGAAUAUAAAACAUGUGGCGGCAAAGUACUUCUGAGACCGCAUAUAUCUCAAUCAUAUAAGCCAACUCCAGUCCUGCCUUGAUAAGACGCGAGAUUGAUAUACUAUAUCGCCCUCUUCUAUCUUUUCUCAAUUACUUGAGAGAAAUUAUUUGUUUUUGG
This is a messenger RNA of [Torrubiella] hemipterigena, 4605 nucleotides long. The record is from the annotation of a GenBank genome assembly. Lineage: Eukaryota; Fungi; Ascomycota; Sordariomycetes; Hypocreales; Clavicipitaceae.